Messenger RNA from Scaptodrosophila lebanonensis, 1192 nucleotides. RefSeq names its product retinol dehydrogenase 14. The transcript has 3 exons. Lineage: Eukaryota; Metazoa; Arthropoda; Insecta; Diptera; Drosophilidae. The record is from RefSeq and is a predicted model, not a curated record. Bases 190 to 1053 code for a protein of 287 amino acids.
ACGUGCCAAGCGAAGGUUGUGUCAGUCGAGCUUCAAAUUAUAGAGGUAGUGGUAGAGUAGCCCAUAGCUAGUCCAAAGUGCAGCCACGAUUCCAAUAAAUAUAUACACAUAGAUAUAUAUCUAAAUCAAAAACCAACAACAACCACAACAACGAAAAGCAGAAGAAGAACAACAAAAGCCAAGACUAAAAUGGAAGGCAAAACUGUCAUUAUUACCGGCGCCAACAGCGGCAUUGGCAAGGAAACGGCCAAGGACCUGGCCGGACGUGGUGCGCGUAUUAUUAUGGCCUGCAGGAAUCUGGAGACAGCCAACGCCGUCAAGGACGAAAUCAUCAAGGAGACCAACAACAACAAGAUAGUGGUGAAGAAACUCGAUUUAGGCUCACAAAAAUCGGUGCGCGAAUUUGCCGCCGAUAUUGUCAAGACAGAGCCCAAAAUCGAUGUGCUGCUUCACAAUGCCGGCAUGGCCUUGGCCUUCCGCGGUCAGACCAGCGAAGAUGGCGUAGAGCUGACCAUGGCCACCAACCACUAUGGACCCUUUUUGCUGACCCACUUGCUCAUCGAUGUGUUGAAGAAGAGCAAACCCUCUCGUAUUGUUAUUGUGGCCUCGGAGCUGUAUCGUCUGGCUUCGGUCAAUCUGAACAAGUUGAACCCCAUUGGCAGCUUCCCGGCUGCAUAUCUGUAUUAUGUCUCGAAGUUCGCCAACAUCUACUUUGCCCGCGAGCUGGCCAAGCGCAUGGAGGGCACUGGCGUGACUGUUAACUUCCUACAUCCCGGCAUGAUUGAUUCUGGCAUUUGGCGCAAUGUGCCCUUCCCGCUCAAUCUGCCCAUGAUGGCCAUAACAAAGGGCUUCUUCAAGACAACCAAAGCGGGCGCCCAGACCUCCAUCUAUUUGGCCACAUCGGAUGAGGUGGCCAAUGUGUCGGGCAAGUACUUUAUGGACUGCAAGGAGGCUACAUUGAAUGCCGCCGCUCUGGACGAUGAGAAGGCGCGUAAAUUGUGGGAGGAGUCCGUGAAGAUUGUCAAGCUGACGCCACAGGAUCCUAAAAUCUAAGCCAGAACCGCCAGAGGGACCACUCAAUGGAGGCGCAAUUCUUUCAAUACUUUGCUUAUUAUAAUUAGAGGGACUGUAGUUGACUGUAGCUUAAGACUUUUCACCUAAAUAAAAUACAUAAACCAACAAAGAAACAAAA